Ostertagia ostertagi is the source of this 303-nucleotide messenger RNA. Lineage: Eukaryota; Metazoa; Nematoda; Chromadorea; Rhabditida; Trichostrongylidae. The record is from the annotation of a GenBank genome assembly.
AUGGUCAGCGAGUUGCGCCAACAGCACGGCUCCUCCGACGCUUGUCUGCUCUACGAACAGUUCGUCGUCAACGUGCAGAUGCACUGCGGAUCUAUGCAAUCAAUUCUAUACGGCCAACGAAACUCUGCACAAACUUUGGGGCAACAACUCAGCCUUCAGCAACACUUCAUUACACCUUCCAAGCCUUCCAAUUCAUUGUCUCGAAUGCGGGAAGGUCAGCAUCGCCGGUCGAUCUCUUUCCGUGCCUUGUGUGGAAAAACACACUUGCAGAGGAAGUCAUUGCAUAACAAAAAGAGGCACUAA